CGAAGUUGCUCAAGUCUCCCGUCUCUUGUCUCCAGAAGACACAAACUGCUCUGUCUAAACCAAAGCUUGAAAGUACGUCUUGGGGAACCCUUUAGGUGCCAUCUUUCAGAUUUUGAAAAAAAAAACCCCGACAAAAAAACGUUCUGCAACUCCUUUAAAUACUUGAGUAUUCCUGGGUCAGAAGCGUUUAAAAGCGCAGCUAAACGACAAGCUGGAAAAGCCACUACAAGACCUGAUGACUUCUUACUUCUGCAGGCAGCUGGGUUAGCAGGUGGGCGAAUCAGGUCCAGUCUGGAUGGGAGCUCACCAGAUUCUCUCGCACCCAAGGAAGUGAACCCCCUCCCUAGACGUGUGCUGCUCAGGCCUGCACCCCAACACUACUCUCCACCUGACCAUACUGCCCUUCUUGUUGUGGGAGGACGGACUGUGUCUCGGGAGGCGGAGAAUGGACCCCAUAGAAGAGCCAGGCACCGUGAGUGAAACACCUAAGAAAGGGUCGAAAAGCAAAGCUACGUUCACCUGUGACAUCUGUGGAAAAUCUUACAAGUAUCUCAGAAGUUACGUGAAGCACCAAGAAGAGCAUAAAAUAAGAGGAAGCGCAUCAGACAAGCCAGGAGCACAGUCAACACCUGCCAGAAUUCCAGUGGUGAAAAGUGGAAAGCGAGGUCUCAAGAGCCAGCCGUGUGCUAAGCUGUCCAGAGAAAGCAAGAAAGAAUAUAGAAACACCGUCAAGCCCAGCAAGAUUAAUUAUCACGAACGUGCCAGUGGAUCAUCUGAAAUGCCCACAUCUGGCCUUGCCAUCACACAUCACACAGCAGAAAAUGUACAGAUGAAAGAGGUGGAGAUUGAAGCAGCUGCAAGUUGUAGCAACAGCCUAGUUUAUACCUCUUACACUAAUGGCGAUGAGAACCCUGAGCCCAUCGAGUCUGAUGGCAUGAUUAAGAUAACGAAAGUAUGGUCUCUAGCCAUAUCCCAGGCGGAGUUCUUGCGGAUGUUAGAAGCAGAAGAGAAAGAGCUGGCAGAUCUGUGUUCUGAAAGCACAGGAGACAAAGAGCUCUAAGUAUUUUUUUUACCACUAGUCGUCACUUGGGAAUGCAAGUCAGUCAGUCAACAAUUUGGACUCCCUCCUCAUCUUGAUCCAUUUUGGCUUUUGCGGAAGCACUUGGCUUUUUAAUGUAAAGCACAUAGAACGCCCCUUUGCCUUGUGUAAUAAAUAAGAAAUGAAGGCUU
Molecule: messenger RNA, 1230 nt
Organism: Lepisosteus oculatus (spotted gar)
Lineage: Eukaryota; Metazoa; Chordata; Actinopteri; Semionotiformes; Lepisosteidae
Source: RefSeq, a predicted model, not a curated record